GAAUACCUUACCUAAGGUACGGAAUACAGAUACCGAGUCCCCACUUUUCUUAACCUUGCGACCCAGUCCCUUUGCAUCUUUCAUAUCGGAAGGCAGGUGCCUUGGGAGAGGUCACUUACAGCAGCCUUGAACCUUCAAUUCUCACUUGCGGGGGGAAUUGCGGGGCUACUCGCUACGGCACUUUGCGAGGGCUAGGACAAGCGGUCCAUAUACGAAGUAUUUCAUUCACGAAUAGCCAAGGUAUCUGGAUACCUGACUGACUGGACACAGUCAUGGCAUCUGCGUUUUCCCACCAACAAGAUGACGGUAGCGCCGGCGUCACAACAUCUGGCGACGUCAACGUCGAUGUCGAGCAUGCACCAGCACCCGCCUUCACGGUUCCUGCCAGAAGGCUGGGUGCCCUAGAACACCCCAUGGUAGCCCUGAACGUCGACAAGGUGCUCAAGACAUUUGGCCAAAAUUAUGCGCUCGAGGCCAUAUUGGACUCGGCCAGUCCCCAUGUCUCUGUCCCACUGUAUAUGCGCCCUGACAACCCAACCUCGAGACCGUUGACGUCGCACAAUGCCUUGACCCACAACAUUGUCAUCAAAGUCACGGUUCCAAAGCGGACUGGGCGGAAGCGCAAGCGAGGCAGCAAUGAUCCCUUCGAAGGCCCUACACAGCCUGCCGACCCUGCCACCAUAUCCUCCCGGGAUCGGCUUGAUCUCCCACGGAGCGUCAGGCGCAAGUUGUGCGACAAUGUUGGCAAGUACAUUGUCGAGCCAGUCGGUGUCAUUGCCAACACCCACCGGUACAGAGGCCUCGCCGAUUUCCAGUAUGCGCUGGGGAACUCUGCCUUCAUGAGCCGGUUCUGCGAGAAGAUCAUUCCCGGCGAUGUCGCAAAGCUCAAGGAGUUCUCGUUGCAGCCCGGUAUAGAAUCUGGCAGCAAUAUUGACCUGAUCCCGCCUCCCAACUUCACAAACAUGAAUCUGCCCUUUGGCUACAACUACCAACAAAACCCCUACACCAAAGAGAUCAGUCCAGGAAUGUUGUCGGCGGACGAAGGCAUGUCGGAGGAUCAAGAGUACGGCCGCGUAGUCAACGUUACCUCGCGGGUCCCCGCCGCCGGCUACUUUAUAGCCCACGACGAGUACCCGGUUCCGAGCGGGCCCCGACGGCAGCCCAACAUGUCCGACCCUCAAGUGGCCAUGAUCAUGACGGAGAUGCGACUUGCCAUGGAGGAACGCCCUAUCUGGACCCGCCGCAGCAUGUGGAACCGGCUGGGCUCCAAAUUCGAGGAGCUGCCCAAGAGCGGCAGCCUUGUCCGCCAUUGCCUGCAGUAUGCGGGAUAUCAGUUCAAGGGCGGACCGUGGCGCGACGCGCUGGUGCGGUACGGUCUAGACCCGCGCAGCGAUCCCAAGUAUCGCGUGUACCAGACCUUGAUCUUCAAGCUACACAAGACGCGCAUAGGAACUGUCGGUCGGUCAUGGCAGAGUGUCAGGCGCAAUGAGGUCGGCGUCACCAAUUUUGGCAAGUACUGGCAAGAGAUUGGCGACGACCAAGCGCUCAGAGACACGCACAUCUUUACCGGCGAGGCAUUCAGCACCGACGGCAAGGUGUGGCAGGUGUGCGAUAUCACGGACCCUCUCCUCGCCCAGCUAUUUUCCAACGCCGAGGUGCGCCCAGAAUGCGAUGUGGAAAUCAGUGGCUUCUACCAUCGCGUCCUGUGGUCUGUAGCCAAGGCCAUCAUGAAGUGCAAGAUGCUGGCCAUCAGGUUCAAUCGAAGCCUCACCGACGACGACUUCCGCAUGACCCUCGAAGCCGUCCAAGGCCCUAACGAUGGCGGGGACGGUGGUGGCGGCACAAGCAUUGGCAUCAGCCUCCCCGACCUCCAACUUACGGCCGCCGAGUGUGAGCAGCUCCGAGGCAAGAAGAUGCGCCCCGGCGUCAAGCCAGGGCGCGACAGGUGGGUGGAAAAGAGAAAAAAGACGCACUACCGCGUCCGCAUCCCCCUGAAACAGGCCGAGGAGAGAGAAGCCGAGAAGAUGAUCCGCCUCCUCUCUAGGGGCAAAGGGGGCGGUGAAAGCACGUCACUUCCUGGAAAGAACAAAUCCGGCGAUGACCCGGAAACGGCAACACUGGUGCAUCCCACGGUGCAUCCAGUUACAGAUGUCGCUCGACUUGCCAAUAAAGAGAAUAACGGCGACGUUGCCAGUGAGACGAGCGGUGGGAGAGAAGACGAGGACGGAGACGAGGCGUCGGGCACAUUCAUGGAGCUCUUUGACAAUCUCGAUGACGAAGGAGACAGCGAGGACGACGAGGACGGCGAUAGCGUGGAAGAUAUGGACGAUGACGAAGAUGAGGAUAACGACGACGACCUGGACGAUGACCUGGACGAUAACGGCGAGCCAAAGACAUUUGGCGCGAGCUACCACGCCAAGGUCAGCACUGGAGCCGGAGGCCAGGAUCUGAUGGGCUAUGGCUGGUUCGCUGUCGAGGACGGCGAGGGCGGCCUCGGCGACGAGUACGAGGAAGAGAACGACGAAGCCGAGGGGAGCGACGACCUGGCAGACAGCGCCGAGGGCGAGUACGAGUCGGCCGCGGAAGAGGACGAGGCCGGCUACUACGAAGGGGAUGGCGAUAAUAUCCGCGGCCUCGGGGCAGGCGAGUGGGAGGGCGCGGACGAAGAGGAGGACCAAGACCUCAGCGACGCCGAGGACCCCGACGCCCAUGUAACGUAUCCGGCAUACUAGGACUAUGUUUGGUAGGAUCCCGCAAGGAUAUGCGGAAUCUGGAAUUUUGUGGCCCAUCGUGGAUAGGUAGCAUAGGGUUUGUAUAUCAGUGUAGAAGUACCUCACCCCCGGGCUUGGCUAGUUGCCGUCAUUGUCAUAUUGGCCACAGUAGAUGGUUGAUAUUUUGACCAGAUAAUGGAACCAGAUCUCUCAUCA
Lasiosphaeria miniovina is the source of this 2927-nucleotide messenger RNA. Its product is annotated as RNA polymerase III transcription factor IIIC subunit-domain-containing protein. NCBI's taxonomy places the organism in Eukaryota, Fungi, Ascomycota, Sordariomycetes, Sordariales, Lasiosphaeriaceae. The record is from RefSeq and is a predicted model, not a curated record. Gene Ontology annotation, biological process: transcription initiation at RNA polymerase III promoter. Gene Ontology annotation, cellular component: transcription factor TFIIIC complex. Gene Ontology annotation, molecular function: RNA polymerase III type 1 promoter sequence-specific DNA binding; RNA polymerase III type 2 promoter sequence-specific DNA binding. The transcript has 3 exons. The coding region runs from base 273 to 2732 and encodes 819 amino acids.